CUCAGCCAAGGCGAGAUUGAUGAUCUUCGUGAUGCAUUCCGUCUAUUCGACAAGGAAAACACUCAGUCGAUUCUUCUCAAGGAUGUUCGUGAUGCAUUGCGAUCAAUUGCUAGUGAAGUAGAUCAAUCCAAAAAGGGAAACUCCAAUUUGCAACGCCUACUUUAUAACUCUAGCAGCUUCCCGGAAGACAAAACUCUUACCAUGGACGAGUUUGUUGAGCUAGUCACAAAACCUGAUCCGAAUGAUCGCCGCAGCGAGAUCCAAAAAGUCUUUGAUCUUUUCGAUGAAGGAAGAAAGGGACACAUAAACGUGCAAGAUUUGCGAAAUGCUUCCACUGGUCUGGGAGAAGCUAUGGAAGAAGAUGAACUCCAUGAAAUGAUUGAACGCACGUCAUCCGACGGAAGAGUAUACUUGGAAGACUUUGAGCGCAUCAUGGCCAAAAAACUGUUUUCUUAG
Molecule: messenger RNA, 456 nt
Organism: Phaeodactylum tricornutum CCAP 1055/1
Lineage: Eukaryota; Bacillariophyta; Bacillariophyceae; Surirellales; Neidiaceae
Gene: CATR1
Product: caltractin
Exons: 1
Cellular component (GO): myosin II complex
Molecular function (GO): calcium ion binding
Source: RefSeq, a predicted model, not a curated record